GCUUUUUGGCUGCGGGCGGUUGAAGGAUUCUUUUUUUGUUUUUUUUUAUCGGGGGCUUGGGGUUCUGCGGAUUGAUUAGAUUGAUAGAUUUGCUUUUGGUGUUCCAGGUACAGGACUUAAUCAUGUUGGUGAUUACCAUAUUGCAUUGGCAGUGUGGGUUUUUACACUUGUGGUGGAGAUGGAGAGGAGGGGUCUCUGGUCUGUUGCUUGAUCACUGUUCAUGUGAUCGUCGUAUGACAGUACAAUAUAUAGGACAGGACCAGGUACAUCAGUUACGCCAGAACAUAACUGCAUUAAUGUCGAUCGUAAACAUCCCACACCGCCGCCCCAAACCCCAUCCUCCCUCCCUUCUCAUUCGAAUAAUUAUGAAUACAUUGUACAUGAAAGUAUGCAACAUCGUCGUCACCAGAUACAAGAGAAGCAACGUAGAGAGAUAAAAGAAAGGAACACCACAUGACAAGCCAAGUAGCAUCUUUAGCUUUCCUCCGUCAGUCACCCGACAAUAGU
Molecule: messenger RNA, 507 nt
Organism: Aspergillus homomorphus CBS 101889
Lineage: Eukaryota; Fungi; Ascomycota; Eurotiomycetes; Eurotiales; Aspergillaceae
Exons: 1
Coding region: 123-437 (104 amino acids)
Source: RefSeq, a predicted model, not a curated record